AUGAAGCAUGAAAACGUACUAACAUUGGCUAUAAACUCUCAUCUGAAUAUGUUCGAUGUAGAUAGAACAAAUGGACUGGAAGUUGUGGGUGGUAUUGAAGAUGGACUCACUCGAAUGAUGAGUCAAGCUCUGCGGACGAAUCUUGUUUAUGUAGAAAGAAACGAGGAUAAUAUCACUGAUAGAGAUUUAGAGCCAAAUGACUUAUUUCCAUAUAACUCUGAUAUAGCCGUUGGACGGUUAGGACUCACAGAAGAAUAUGCAAAAAUCGCUUCUCCUAGCGCCCCCUACGAUUUUGGUGAAGUAAGAUUUAUAAUCAGCCCACCAACACUGGCCUCAAAAGCGGAGGUAAUUAUUUACCCUUUCAGAAUGCAUGUCUGGAUGGCUAUUAUCGUGAUUCUUUUCUUGAUGCCAAUUAUUUUGAGGUAUCUGUAUCGAAAUCCAGCACACAUAACUGAUCUUUUUUUCGGAGUUUUUUCAAAUCUUCUCCAGAAACAGUCUAAAAUCAAAAUAUCGCCAACCUUUAGAGACAGGAGCCUGUGCGUAUGUUGGCACUUUGGAGCUUUAGUAAUAGCGUUGUCGUAUACGUCAACUGUUUUGUCGUUUUUAAUGUUGCCAAGGCGGCAUCCGUCUUUAGAUACAUUGCCAAAAUUAUCGAGAGCGGUCGGCUCUGGCAGUUACAAAUGUGCAGUCUUAGAAGGAGCAGGCAUUUUAGUGUUCAUGACAGGACAAGAGAAUGUAAACGUAAAGAGACUCGGUGACAAAAUCUUAUCCAAUGGUUGGCAAAUCAAGUAUUCUUCUCAAAACGUUCUAAAAGCUAUAAAUGACAACUUUGCCGUGAUAAUGCCGUAUAUUUUGAUUCAAUCUUUACCUUCUGACCGUAUAAUUUUAUCCAGAGACAGCAUAUAUUCAGCAAGUGUCGUCAUGUUUUGCCGGAAAGAUUUUUGUUGCCGUGAGAAGCUGGACAGAAGCAUUCUUCGCAUGACGGCAGCGGGGCUCUAUGCCAAAAGUCUGGACCAUUACUUCUUUAAGAAGCAGUUGCGGAACGAAAUGGCGACUGUGGAGAAUUCCAUGAGUGGUGUCAGAGCACUCACUUUGCAUGACGUCAUGGGUGCUUUCACGUCAUUGGUAAUAGGAUGGCUCAUGUCUAUCGUUGUCUUUUUAGUAGAAGUCUUAUAUAAAUCCAGCUUUAAUUGCAUGCUCCAACACAGUUGUAAAACUCUACAUCAAUUGUCUUGGAGAAGAGACACAAUUUAUCGGUUUUAA
This is a messenger RNA of Parasteatoda tepidariorum (common house spider), 1263 nucleotides long. NCBI's taxonomy places the organism in Eukaryota, Metazoa, Arthropoda, Arachnida, Araneae, Theridiidae. The record is from RefSeq and is a predicted model, not a curated record.